AACGAUGGUUGUGUACGUGCAGUUUUGAACUUGACACGUUCUCGAAAACAUAAUUUUUGUAACGAUAGUGAACGUUUAUGCCUUAAAUCUUGAAAAUUCUAAAAUUCUGUUUAUUUUGACGACGACGUUUCACUUGGUAUUGGCAGUGUAUUUUUAAAAUUCCAUCAAUGAAGCUGAAAGACGUGGAAUUCGCGCCUUUGUGCAUUCCACUCAGACGAAGACUCGAGACGCUCGCGGCCGCUGCAUGGAUUUAUUUAGUAGUAUUAGGAGGAAUAACAGGAUGGGCUUUUCUUUUGUACAUUUUAAUGGCUACUCGAUUUUGGUGGGCAGCACUCUUGUACGCUUUAUGGAUCUAUCUUGACCGAUCAGUAGCGUGGAAUAACCCGAAUAGAUUUCGCUUUAUGAGAAGGUUGGCAUGGUGGACUUACUUUAAGAAUUAUUUUCCAGUAUCUCUAGUAAAAACUCACGAUUUACCAGCUGAUAAAUCGUAUCUAUUUGCCACUUAUCCUCAUGGAGUAUUGUGUGCUGGAUCAUUUUCUAAUUUUGCGACGGAUGCAGGCCAAUUUUCAGAAUUAUUUCCUGGUCUCACGUCACAUCUUAUAACUCUCAACUUACACUUUAGCAUGCCAUUCACCCGCGAAAUUGGCAUUGGUUUAUGUCUUCAAGAAUCAUCUGAAAAAAGUUUGAUGAAUUUAUUGGAUAAUAAAAAAGGUAACGUUGCCGUUCUUAUGGUAGGUGGUGUUUCCGAAGCGUUCAAGUCUUUUCCAGGGCCAUACCAUCUUAUAUUAAAAAAAAGAAAGGGAUUUAUCCGAGUUGCUUUACAAACUGGAGCAUCAUUAGUGCCCGUGUUUUCUUUUGGUGAGACAAAUGUGUAUGGAUUAGGCGAAGCUGAGCCAAAUUCAAUCUGGGGUAAAUUGUUGAAAUUAAUUAAAUGGAAAAGUGGAAAUAAAGUACCAGUAGGACGUGGAUUUUUCCAAUAUAGUUUUGGUAUCGUGCCUCGUAGACAUCCAAUUGUUACUGUUGUGGGCAAGCCAAUUGAUGUACCGAAAAUUGCUAAACCAGAAAAAGAAGAUAUAGAGAAAUACCACAGUAUAUUUAUCGAUGAACUUACUAAACUAUUUGAAGAACAUAAAACUAAAUACUCAAAACAUCCCGAUGAAAUGGAGUUAGUAUUAGAUUAAAAUAUAAAAUUAAUUAUACAUUAUAUUUUUUUAUAGUCAUAUUUUCCCUAAAUUUAAUUUAUAGU
Molecule: messenger RNA, 1246 nt
Organism: Melanaphis sacchari
Lineage: Eukaryota; Metazoa; Arthropoda; Insecta; Hemiptera; Aphididae
Product: 2-acylglycerol O-acyltransferase 2-like
Exons: 6
Coding region: 168-1181 (337 amino acids)
Biological process (GO): triglyceride biosynthetic process
Cellular component (GO): endoplasmic reticulum membrane
Molecular function (GO): diacylglycerol O-acyltransferase activity
Source: RefSeq, a predicted model, not a curated record